GAACUUCAAGUCUCAAAUAUGAUUGGACGCAUCAAAUUACACGCACGACCUAUAUACAGCCUCGUGCUCGUUUCAGCCUUGGAACAGACGCAUCUUGCAUGAAUGAUAUGGUUUUGGGUUGCUUCUUGACGUCAGGGUCACCGCGGAGUGCGACAUUGAUUCGUCUGGGGUAGGUGCCAGCCACCAACAACAACGUUGUUGGGCCAUGUUCCUCCUUCUUCCUGCUUUCUCUCCUCCAAGCAAACCACAUUUUCCAUUUCCUCUUUCUCCUCCCUUCCUCCUUCAUCACACAAUGCCUCCGAAAAAGGCCAAGGCCGCGUCCAAGGGCAAAGCAAAGAAAGAAGUUCAAGCCGAACCUGCUGCCAAUGGCGUCGCCGUGGCCGAGGAGACAGCAGCCCCUGCUGAGGACGCACCUGCCGAAGAGACCAAGGUAGAAGAAGAGCCAGCCGCCCAGGAAGCCAGUGAAGAGCAACUUGCAGUCGAAGCUGAGCCUCCGACUGAAGAGCCCAAGACCGAGGAGAAGCCUCCGACUGAAGAGCCCAAGACCGAGGAGCCUGCCGCUGGAGCGCCAUCCGAUGCUCAACCUGCACCUGAAGCAGAAGCCGCUGUUGCAUCCAAGGACACCAAGUCGAAGAAGCGCAAGGGAGCUGCCGAAGUUGCCGAGCCAGCCACCACCGAGACCAAGUCGGAGGAAAAGAAGGCGUCUAAGAAGCGCAAGGCCGAUGUCCCUCCAGCCCGAGCAGGCGAGCGCAAAUCCGGCCGUGGCACACAAAAGGCUGCACCCACCACCGAGCAACUCCUGAACUACCUUCUCUCGCCUGCAUCGACUGAAUUGUGCCGCCCCGACGAUGAGUCAGACGAAGUGCAGUCACGCGGCGACGACUACAAGACCUACUCUUCUUCCGCACUGACUGCUUUCGAAGAAUUGGUCUGCGCAGUCGUUUUGAGCCGUCCUAUCAGCCACAAACUCGGUCUUCGUGCCAUCCGUACCAUCCUGAACGACCCUUACUCUUUCACCACUCCCGCAGCUAUCAUCAGUGCCGGCAAGGAAAAAAGACACAAAGCCUUGGAAGACGCAAAGACGCAGCACAAAGACAAGACUGCUGAGCAGAUUGGUCUCGUCGCUGAUGUUGUGGCUCACAAGUUUUGCAAGGACGACAAGGAUACGAGUCUCGAGAAAUUGCGCGAACAAGCAAGCAAGGGUUGGGAUAUGGAGCGCGACCUGCUGCAAGAGAACAUCAAAGGUGUUGGAAAGACUGGCCUAGACAUCUUCUUCCGUCGUGUUCAGUGGCUCUGGCCUGAAGCCUUCCCCUUCGUCGACGAGAGAUCAUCGCGCGGUAUCGAGAAGCUGGGUCUGCCCAAGCACCCUGACGAGUUGGCCAAGGUACUGGACAGAUACUGGGCCAAGCUCGACACCAGCCAUCUGGUAGACGGUGACAAGGAGACGAAGAAGAGAAGAGCCUUUGUGGUCAUUUGCGAGAGGGCCACUGCUGCUGAUCUGGAGGGCAAGUCAGACGCCAUUCUGGAGUCUGCUGCUUCUUCGUAGACGCAUCGAGGGAAGGUAUCGAGAUGGUGCCGUUUGAGAUGAUGAGAUGCCGAGACAUACAUAUUCCUAUAUAGUAGCCACUGUGCUGGGUGAACCGCACCGAUGCAAGUAUAAAUAUUCAUGA
Molecule: messenger RNA, 1670 nt
Organism: Aureobasidium subglaciale EXF-2481
Lineage: Eukaryota; Fungi; Ascomycota; Dothideomycetes; Dothideales; Saccotheciaceae
Exons: 1
Coding region: 293-1546 (417 amino acids)
Source: RefSeq, a predicted model, not a curated record